GACUGCAUUGAUAGCGCUGCCAAUCGAUAACACAUGGCGGCAAACAGCUGGGUGCCUAUCGGAAAUGGAGCAUGUGAACAACGAAACCAGCGAGCUUAUACAGAAGCUCGUGAGUCUGAGUGUUAAAGAAAAUGAAGAGGAAAUCACCGGCUUACUUAAAAACCUACGUCUUUUGCUCACGAGAGGCAGUGAAAAUCAGGAGGCAUUGGCCAGAAAUGUGCAGUUCUCGAGUUUUCUAGAUGCGGUGGCUUUUAAUCCUUCGAUGCGCACAGAGCAUCGGAUCAUACACAAUCUAUCACUUCAGGUGCUGGCAAAUAGUGUGGUUAAUAAUGAGGUAACCCAAACCCUCACCUGGAAUCAACAUGGUUUGAAGAUCUGCGAACAAGCCUAUGCCUCUCCUUUGGGCAGCUCCAAUAAUGUGCUCCUGAUGAUCAUGUACAACAUAUUUCUCAGUGGUCGGAGCCUCAUUCCCGACCUGGUGGCGCUCCAAACUUGCCUCAGGCUUUGGCGAUCUUUAAACGAAGCCCAGUGUACCUACAACUUUGAGUAUCUGCACUUCUUUCUGGAGCACUUCAUUGUGCAGAACGGUCGUGCCUGCGUGGUUAGUUACCAGAAACUGGAGACUGAAGAUCGGGUUGCCUUCCUGGACUAUGUGGCCCACUAUCUAAGGGAAAAUAGCCCCAAUGGCGAGGUGACCCUCUUCCUGCUACAACACUUUGCCAAGGAGUUCCGCUUGAAAUCCGAUUGUCUUUUACGGGAAACUCUUAGUCUAAAACAUGAGCUCCAUCCGCGCGAAGUUCACACUCUACUGCGCAUCAUUGCCAGCGCCAGUGGCUCCGAGAAGUAUGCCAAUGUCUACGCCACGGAUCAGUCGCUUUUCAUCAACGUUAGCAGCCUCCUGAGAUGCGUGGUGUCGGCGGGCAAGGAACCGGAUGGAGGCGGCCUCGACAAGCCCAUGACCAGACUGGAGGAGGUGGCCCUAACUUCAGGCAUUGAUGCAGAAUAUGAGAAGAAGGUCUCCUACGAACUGAAGACGCUCUUGGUGCGCUGCUCGGCCAAUCUGCUGUACGAUAAUAAAGCAAACAAAGGUUACUGCCUGGACACACAACUACUGCCCACUCUACUCGAAUGCACCAACAUGGAUGCCCGAAAUCCAUUAAUGCGUGAGUGGAGCAUCCUGGCCAUUCGGAAUGCCUGCAUCAACUGCCCGGAGGCGCAACAGGUGAUUGCUGGCCUAACCAUGCAGGGCUCGGCGCCCAACGACAUCCUCACCGAACUCAACCUGGACAUGGGAGCACUGCGCAUCUCACCCAGCCAAUAAACAGCAUACAUCUACCCGCAAACGAGGCACGACCACUGGCUGGUCAACAAGUGGCUAGAUGUUCUUCGCACCACGUCAUCCGCCGCCCAGUCGUUGCCCCUUUUUUCGGGCUUUACGAUGCGCUAAUGCUUUGCCAACAGAUAGCCAACGGCAUUCAUAAACGCGAUGUCAAACGCUUAAUGGCAGAGAGAGCGCGGUGGAACGUGGCUAGCGUGGCUAGCGAAGAUAUAAAAAUAGCUGCCCAUGUACCAUGCUCUGUGUACCAUUAAAAAAGAGAUGCCUAAAUCCA
Drosophila elegans is the source of this 1610-nucleotide messenger RNA. RefSeq names its product ataxin-10. Gene Ontology annotation, biological process: neuron projection development. Lineage: Eukaryota; Metazoa; Arthropoda; Insecta; Diptera; Drosophilidae. The transcript is spliced from 3 exons. Gene Ontology annotation, cellular component: cytosol. The record is from RefSeq and is a predicted model, not a curated record. The coding region runs from base 65 to 1321 and encodes 418 amino acids.